GACGGAGAGGGCUGUCCUGGUGUGUGAAAGAGGAACAAGAAGAGGUACCGUGUCACCUAGAAGAACACCUAGAAGAACACAGUGGCUGUAUAGACCAGGCUAUAGACCCUUCAGAAUCACUGCAGAAGAAGCACCGGAGUCACACCACUGAAACCAACUACCCUUGCUUAGCCUGUGGGAAGUAUUUCUACAACUCAUCAACCCUGCGGAGACACAUGCGUACUCACACAGGAGAGAGGCCGUAUCACUGCUCUGAGUGUGGGCGAAGCUUCAGUCACUCUGGCAACCUGAGGAGUCAUCAGGUGAUCCACACAGGAGAGAGACCGUACCACUGUCUGGUCUGUGGCAAGAGCUUCAGUCAGCCAGGAGGCCUGGCCAAGCACCAGAGAACACACACAGGAGAGAAGCCAUUCCACUGCACUUUCACAGAGUGCGGCAAGAGUUUCUCCAAGUUAGAACACCUACAGAUACACCACAGGACUCACACAGGAGAGAAGCCUUACCCCUGCUCUGCCUCUGACUGUGGAAGGAGAUUCUCCAACUCAGGCCAGCUGAUCCAACACAUGCGGACUCACACAGGAGAGAGGCCGUACCACUGCUCAGAGUGUCUGAAGACCUUCUCCCACCCAGGAGCUCUGAAGGACCACCAGAGGAUUCACUCAGGAGAGAGACCCUACGUCUGUGCUGUCUCGGCCUGCGGUAAGACGUUUAUAAACUCUGGGGCUCUGAAAAAGCACAGCCAGACCCACACAGGGGAAAAACCUCACUGCUGCUCUGACUGUGGGAGAGGCUUCUCCCAGCUGGCUCACCUCCAGGCUCAUCAGAGGACUCACACAGGAGAAAGACCCUAUCAUUGCUCCCUCUGUUGGAAGAGCUUUAUCCAACAAGGGCAUCUGGACAGGCAUAGACGCAUCCACCUAGCAGCGGACACACCUGGAGAUCAGUUAUCCCCUAGCAUCAGUCCAGAUCAGCACAUCAGACCGAUAGAUGAUUCACCUGAGGUCUUUGAUGAAGAGACUCUACCAGAACAACAUGUACAUCCUGAAUCAAUGAAUGACCUUGAAUGAUUGGUUUGAUUGCAUAAUUCCAGACUGUGUCAAUUUUUACAGUUUCUGCUUGUAUCUCACUGCUGCAUAAAACCAUUGGUGUUAUUAUUCUGUCAAAUAUCCUGCAAUACAUAAUGUGGAUGGAUGGGAUGGAUGGAAUGGAUGGAUGGAUGGAUGGAUGAUUGGAUGGAUGGAUGGAUGAUGGAAUGGAUGGAUGGAUGGAUGGAUGGAUGAAUGGAUGGAUGGAAUGGAUGGAUUAGAUGGAUGGAAUGGAUGGAUGGAUGGAUGGAUGGAUGGAUGGAUGGAUUGGAUGGAUGGAUGGAUGGAAUGGAUGGAUGGAUGGAUGGAUGGAUGGAUUGGAUGGAUGGAAUGGAUGGAUGGAUGGAUGGAUGGAUGGAUGGAUUGGAUGGAUGGAUGGAAUGGAUGGAUGGAUGGAUGGAUGGAAUGGAUGGAU
Messenger RNA from Oncorhynchus masou masou (cherry salmon), 1500 nucleotides. RefSeq names its product zinc finger protein 79-like. The transcript has 3 exons. Gene Ontology annotation, cellular component: nucleus. The record is from RefSeq and is a predicted model, not a curated record. Gene Ontology annotation, molecular function: DNA-binding transcription factor activity, RNA polymerase II-specific; RNA polymerase II cis-regulatory region sequence-specific DNA binding. NCBI's taxonomy places the organism in Eukaryota, Metazoa, Chordata, Actinopteri, Salmoniformes, Salmonidae. Gene Ontology annotation, biological process: regulation of transcription by RNA polymerase II. Bases 216 to 1067 code for a protein of 283 amino acids.